AAAAAGAGACAAGCUUUUCCUGAGGAGUGCCUUGAGGUCUCAGGAGGGGAGGCACAGCACAGCUGCGGGGGCCCAGAUCGGCCUGGGGCUCCUUCAACCACGGGAGAAUGGUUGGAGCUCAGGGCUCCAGCCAUGGGAGGUGGGGGGGGUGCCUUGGGCAGCAGGGGUUGGGCUGAGGGGCUAGCCUCCCCACCCAUCGCUCAUGUUGGGAACCAUUAGAAAAGGGAUAGUUAACAAGAGAGAAAAUAACAUUUUGCCUCUAAUCCAUGUUGUCACUGUACUGGACAGAUGCAGCUGCCUGGAUCCCCAAGGGAAAUUGGAGGCUUUUCAUCUGCAUCUUCCUCAUAACAUCAAUGAAGGUGGCACUGACAGAGUCUCUGGCUGCACUCUGGUUCUGACAGCAUCAUCGUUACCACUUGGUCGCCCUCGAGGUAGCCAUGUGACUAAUCAGAACCAUAGGAACAACGAUGACAAACCCAGAUUCUAAGGAAUAGAGCUUGCAGCAAGGAUGGCGCUGCAGUCCAGUUGGGCAGCAUCAUCACACAUCCCCUAUACUGUCUGUUGCCUGUGCAACCUCUCCGAUGACACCUUGUCAUUUAGGGUGAAGACCUCUGGUGUCAGCAACUCCCCUUCUAGCAGGAAUUGGGCUGCAGACUGACAGAACAGAACCAGAGGAGAACCAGUCAGCUAUUAACCCAGGGACAGAGGAGCUUCUAGCCUUUUGUUUGCUGACAAGUGACCGAAUGAAGGGUGAACCUAUGAAAUCAUCACUGAAAGAAUAUCAGAGGGGAAAGAAUGGGUUGCUAUGUGUGUGUACAGGAACGAAAGAUCAAUACUCCUUGGACCUGCCCAGUACAUUAUGUCAGCUGUUAAUGACACCAAAUUCAGCUUUGCAGUGUUCCUUCUCACCGGGAUACCUGGGCAGGAACACGUCCAUCUCUGGAUCUCUGUCCCCUUCUGCUUAAUGUUUGUCAUUUCAAUAGUAGGAAAUUCAGUCAUUCUGUUCAUUAUAAAAACAGAUCCAAGCCUCCAUGAGCCCAUGUACAUUUUCCUUUCCAUGUUGGCUGUUACAGACCUUGGCUUAUCGAUAGCCACCAUACCGACAAUAUUAGGCAUAUUCUUGUUUAACUCUAGGGAAAUCAGCCUCGAUGCCUGUUUUGCCCAGCUCUUCUUCAUUCACUUUCUUCAAUGCACUGAAUCCUCUGUGCUCUUGUUGAUGGCCUUUGACCGCUUCAUCGCAAUUUGUGACCCGCUGAGAUAUGCUUCCAUAUUAACUCCACCGAGAAUAGCCAAGAUGGGAUUUGUGUGUGUGCUAAGAGGGGUGGCUGUAGUAGUCCCACUCCCCUUUCUCCUGAAACGGUUCCGAUACUGUCGAGCCAAUGUCCUCUCCCAUUCCUACUGCCUGCACCAGGAUGUCAUGAAGAUGGCUUGUUCAGAUAUCACAGUCAACAGCAUCUAUCGCUUGUUUGUUAAAGUUUUAACGAUGGGAUUGGACUCACUGCUCAUCUUCCUCUCUUAUGUAAUGAUUCUUAAAACAGUGCUGAGCAUCGCGUCCCACACAGAGUGUCUCAGGGCCCUGAACACCUGCGUCUCCCACCUCUGUGCUGUCGUUGUCUUCUACACACCAGAUAUUAGCUUGUCUGUGUUACACAGAUUCGGGAAGGGCUCUUCUCCCUUGACUCAAAUUCUCCUGGGCUACAUCACACUGCUGGUCCCACCCCUGAUGAACCCAAUAGUUUACAGCGUGAAAAGCAAACACCUUCGUGCGAAGAUAAUCAGGGCAUUCUUCAUGUGA
Messenger RNA from Mauremys reevesii (Reeves's turtle), 1795 nucleotides. RefSeq names its product olfactory receptor 51G2-like. The record is from RefSeq and is a predicted model, not a curated record. Gene Ontology annotation, biological process: G protein-coupled receptor signaling pathway. Gene Ontology annotation, molecular function: olfactory receptor activity; G protein-coupled receptor activity. The transcript is spliced from 6 exons. Lineage: Eukaryota; Metazoa; Chordata; Testudines; Geoemydidae. Gene Ontology annotation, cellular component: membrane. Bases 806 to 1795 code for a protein of 329 amino acids.